Molecule: messenger RNA, 2049 nt
Organism: Salvelinus fontinalis (brook trout)
Lineage: Eukaryota; Metazoa; Chordata; Actinopteri; Salmoniformes; Salmonidae
Product: cation channel sperm-associated protein 1-like
Exons: 12
Coding region: 654-1934 (426 amino acids)
Biological process (GO): flagellated sperm motility; transmembrane transport; spermatogenesis
Cellular component (GO): CatSper complex; membrane
Molecular function (GO): voltage-gated calcium channel activity; calcium-activated cation channel activity
Source: RefSeq, a predicted model, not a curated record
CCUCGAGUACCCCCAACAGCACACAUUUUGGUUGUUGCCCCUGACAAACUCACCUGAUUCAACUCAUUGAGGGCUUGAUGAUAAAUUGACAAGUUGAAUUAGGUAUCCAGGGUCACAUCAAAAAUGUGUACUGUUGGGGGUACUCCGUGACUGCCGGAAGUAGGAUAACGGUUAUCAGUCUUAAAUUCCACAGACAGGAUGUUGUUUUCGAUUUCUUACGGUAAAAAAAAAUACGGAAUAACAAUUUUGCCUAUAUUUACGAAAUUAUGCACGUAUCGUUGUUUUCAUAAAACGUAGUGAAUAGCCUAUUAAAAAAAUUAUUCGUGUCACCUUUAUUCAUACAGUGUGUGUUUAGCCUGGAGUGCAAGAUGGAAAAUCGACCAUCAUACAGGCAGACAGUGGCUGGAAAGGGCAAGACCCCCCCGCCCAAUCACAACGAUUUACUUUUACAUAGAAGAAGGACUUCAGAAUCCAAUAUUUAUGAUCCACACUGUCAUCAAAUCUCUCUGUACUUCUGUGUAUUUGUAUGUCUAUGAGCAUCAUCAUUCGUUAUCUAUUAUGCAGGCUCAACCAGCCACCACAAGUCAUCUGUAGCCGCCAAGCAGCCACACAAGAAGCGAGUGUUCUCAACAUGUGCGGCCUUAGAUGGUGAAAUGUUGAAGAGGCUCAUCCAAAAAGUCAUUACCACGUGCCCAUCCUCCCCAAUUAAGGUGCCACCAAUCUCCUGUGGUGUGUGCAUCCACCCUCCCUCCAUCUCUCCCCCAUCUCCUCUCCCUCUCUUUCUCUCAGAUGAGCAGCGGAGGAUCCAGGAGCAGCGAAACUCUAGAAAAGGUUGGCUGAGGGCAUGGGGUGCUCUGCAGAACUGGAUGCAUCAGCUGUUCAGGAUCAUUGUGGCCUUCACAGAAGACCCCAUGUUUGACAAGUUCAUCCUGUUUGUGGUGGUGCUCAACACAGGGACCCUGGUGGCCCAGACAUUUGAAAGUGUGACUAUGAGAGGAGGGUGGUUCUUCUCAGCUUUGGAUUCCGCUUUUCUGGCAAUCUAUUUAAUGGAAUGUGUGCUGAAAUUGCUUGUCUGGGGUCGACUCUACUUCAAAAACCCCUGGAAUGACCUGGACUUUUUCAUCAUUACGAUGAGCCUCAUUGACUUCCUGCUGCCACUCAUUGAGUCUACAGGGAACUUCAGUGGAGGUCAGGCAUCCACAAUCUUCCGCAUCCUCAAGCUCUUCAAAGGGGUCCGGGCCAUCCGAGCGUUCCGGGUCUUGCGUACCAUCCGCUUUCUCCAAAAUCUCCAGUCCAUCGUGUCCACCUGUCUCCAGUCUCUCCAGUCAAUGGGGGCCAUCAUCAUCCUCAUGUUCACAUUCCUCUUCAUGUUUGCUGCCGUUUUCCGAGAGAUGUUCAACGAGUCUGACCCGCAUCGCUUUGGCACCAUGUUUCGGACAAUUUUCACUCUGUUCCAGCUACUCACGCUGGAUGACUGGGCUUUCAUCUACUCUACCAGCCGAGACAACGGUGCACCUCAUAUUAUCAUCUUCCUUGUCCUGUACAUUGUGGUGGAAUACUUCACUUUCCUCAAUCUAUUCAUUGCUGUCCUGGUCGACAACUUCCAGAUGACAAUCAAGAGACGGAUGGCGUCAAAGAUCCAAAAGUUCCAGGAUAUAUAUGAGAGUGAGAUGCAGUCAAUGAAGAAGUUAGAGCCCCAGCCCAUUGAACCACAGACCGAUGAGGAGUUCUAUGAAGAGGCCCUGAAAUUGACCUAUAGUGAAAAUAAGUAUGGAAAGAGGGAGAUAGAGCUGAUCACCAGCUACCUCAGACUGCUGGCAUCCAUAGAUCAGAACCAGCAGACGUUCCGCUCCCAGGGCUGUGUUCUGGAGCGCCUCAUUGACAGCUUCUUUGAGGCAACAGAGGAGGACAGUCAGGGGAAUGACCACGAAUAGGGAAAUAGCAAGGGUCAAACUUAGUAAAGAAACCCUUAUUUCUUUCUCCAGAUCAGUGAUGGCAACUCAGAUUUGAUCCUUUGAGAACUCAUUAAAGUCAUGAAACCCAGUAAAA